AUGAGUUACUCCAGCGACAUUUACAGCAGCAGCUCCUACCGGAAGAUCUUCGGAGACGCGCCCCGGUCCGGGCGCUUGGGUCUGGGCAGCGCCAGCAGCCCGUCCCGCGUGCACUCCGCGGGCUACCGCAGCAGCCACCGCACCUAUGCGUCCCCGUCCCCCGCCUACCGCAGGACGGCGGCGUCCGGCCGCGUCUUCUCCUCCAUGCAGGACCCCAUGAUGGACCUGAGCCAGUCCACCGCGGUCACCAACGAGCUGAAGAUCAUCCGCACCAACGAGAAGGAGCAGCUGCAGGGCCUCAACGACCGCUUCGUGUCCUUCAUCGAGGAAGGGCACAACCUGGAGCAGCAGAACAAGGUGCUGGAGGCCGAGGUCACGCUGCUGCGCCAGCGCAACAACGAGCCCUCGCGCCUGCACGAGCUCUACGAGCAGGAGAUCCGCGAGCUGCGGGCGCGCGUGGAGGAGCUGACGCACGAGAAGAGCCAGAUGCACCUGGACUGCGUGCAGAUGAACGAGACGCUGGAGCGCGUGCGGGAGAAGCUGGAGGAGGAGACCCGGCUGCGCGAGGAGGCGGAGAGCGCGCUGAAGGGCUACCGGAAGGACGUGGACGACGCCACGCUGGCGCGCCUGGAGCUGGAGAAGAAAGUGGAGUCGCUGCUGGAUGAGAUCGCCUUCCUCAGGAAAGUUCACGAGGAGGAGCUGCAGGAGCUGCAGGCGUCGCUGCAGGCUACGCAGGUGUCGGUGGAGAUGGACAUGAGCAAGCCGGACCUGGCUGCGGCCCUGAAGGACAUCCGGGCCCAGUACGAGAACCUGUCGGCCAGGAACCAGGUCCAGGUGGAGGACUGGUACCGCUCCAAGUUCGCCACCGUGACCGAGGCCGCCGCCCGCAACCAGGACGCCAUCAAGCAUUCCAAGGAGGAGCUGAGCGAGUACCGCAGGCAGGUGCAGGCCCGCACGCUGGAGAUCGAGGCCCUCCGGGGCCACAACGAGGCCCUGGAGAGGCAGAUGGCCGAAAUGGAGGAGCGCCAUAACAAUGAAAUCGGAGAAAUGCAGGAUACCAUCCAGCAGCUGGAGGCUGCGCUGCGCAGCACCAAAGGAGAAAUGUCCCGCCAUCUGCGCGAAUACCAGGACCUGCUGAAUGUCAAGAUGGCGCUGGACAUCGAGAUCGCCGCCUACAGGAAACUUCUGGAAGGCGAGGAGUGCCGCCUGAGCUCCGUGGGCGGCGCCAUGGUCCAGUCCGGCUUCUCCUACAUGUCCGCACGCUCCUACGCCCUGGGCGCCUACCGCAAGUCCGGAGCCAAGCCCGAGGAGGAGGAGGAGGAGGAGGAGGGCGACGAGGAGGAGAAGGACGAAGAGGAGGGAGAGGAUGAGGGCGACGAGGGAGAGGAGGGAGAGGAGGGAGACGAUCAGGAGGAGGGUGAAGGCGAGGGAGAGGAGGAGGAGGAGGAGGAGGAAGAGGAGGAGGAGGAGGAGGAGGAGAAGCCAAAGGAGAAGGAGGAGAAGGAGAAAGAGAAGGAGAAGGAGAAGGAGAAGAAGAAGGAGAGCCCCGCCGGGAAGACCAGCAAGAGCUAAACCGCUUGUGUCGCCAUCGUCAUCCUCGCCAUCUUCAUCACCGAUCCAUGCCUCAUCCCACCGGUCACCUCUGGAUCCGUCCAC
Messenger RNA from Salarias fasciatus (jewelled blenny), 1656 nucleotides. It is a transcript of the gene neff1, whose product is annotated as neuronal intermediate filament family member 1. Gene Ontology annotation, molecular function: structural constituent of cytoskeleton. Gene Ontology annotation, cellular component: cytoplasm; intermediate filament. The coding region runs from base 1 to 1572 and encodes 523 amino acids. The transcript has 4 exons. NCBI's taxonomy places the organism in Eukaryota, Metazoa, Chordata, Actinopteri, Blenniiformes, Blenniidae. Gene Ontology annotation, biological process: intermediate filament organization. The record is from RefSeq and is a predicted model, not a curated record.